Messenger RNA from Symbiodinium necroappetens, 525 nucleotides. Lineage: Eukaryota; Dinophyceae; Suessiales; Symbiodiniaceae. The record is from the annotation of a GenBank genome assembly.
AUGAAAGUGCUUAGGCGAGAACUGCGCCGUGUCGGCUCUUUUGUGCAAGAACUCGAUGGUCCGGCUUUCAAGCUUGCUUUUGACAAGCUGGGCCCUCUUGGUCUUUUCAGGCCCAGUGUUCGUCGCUGCUUGAGCGAAUGCUUGUUGAGCAAGCAGGUGGUGGAAUACAAGAAACUGUCAAGGCUGUCUCAAUUCCUCACCUGGGGCCAUGAAGCCCUCUGCAAGAAGCUCGCUCCUGAAGCAGCAGCUCUAUCGGCUCUGUCGACACAGCAACGCUUCAAAACCUCCCACGAAUUCAACCUAGAUGACUCUGCAUGGCUCAUGUCUCGGCAACUCAUUGACAUCGCACUGACAUCGUUUCAGGCCAGUUCCUUGCAAGCGCGGCCCCAAUGUGAAAUCAGAGACUCAGAUGCUCAGACGCUCAGACACUCAGACUCUCAGACGAUCAGACACUCAGACGCUCAGACGCUCAGACCAGACGCUCAGACGUUCAGACGCAAGUCGAGGUUGGUUUGCCAGGCGUGA